GUGCAAUCGUCUCUCGUUUAUGCUACUUGUAUCAUAGCUCACAGUGUCUGAGUUGUGUCUUAUCUAAUCAAACCCACUCGACUUCUGAAUCGGUGCGUCUUUAUCCGGUCAGUCCAAUUUUUGACCCAAGCCGGCGUGGAUCUCCGUGCAUCAAACGCAAGAUUUCGCGCUCGCACCUACAUCUCCGUUCGAUAUGGACGAAAAUUUCGUCGAUACAAUGGGGGAGAAUGAACAGCUGCCGGAUGCAGUGCGGGAGAAAUUGUCGAAAAUAUUGGAGAAAUAUGAACAUCUGACCGACGAGGAGAAAGAGGAGUUCCAUAAGGGUGCUUUUGACGUUCUGACGAAGUCCAUUCACAAGAUCACAGACAACACGAUUUUGCCCACGUGGCUCGUUCCAUAUCAGUCUCUCAUCCUAUUUAUUUUCGCCGUAUCGAUCGUGACCCUCCUACUAGUUUUUGUCGCCCGCAAAUUGUAUAAGGGCACGAAGGAACGAGAGAGCCGCAAAGAGGCGAAGAGACGGCUCAAGGAACAACAGAAAGCGAAGAAGAAGAGGAACUAACGUAUCGGGAAACGUUUGUACAUUUUAAUGGAGAAAGAGAAACCUGUUAAUGAAAAAUAACAGAUUUUUAUAAUAAAUUUGAAUAUAAUGUUCAUUGUCGUGUUCAUAAAUAAAUUUUUAUACACUUAGAGCUAGCAGAAAAGUUAAAAUACUCCAUAUUUCUUGUGACCCUUCCACUUUUUUCUUGAAUAUAUAACGUGCUGAUGAAUAAAGGCUAUCCCGUCUAUUUUCGAUGAACUAAACGUAAUUGAGGGAUGACGACUCCUGUGAAUAAAUUGCACAUGAUGCAGGAAAUAAUAAGGACUGGGCAUCAAGAAGUAUUUAUUGUGCCAUUUCAUCUCGACGGAAACUCUCGUACGAGGUGUACAACAAUUAACAUACCGAGCAUAAGCUCUCAAAGCAUCAACGUAUUCUGCAAUCUUUAAAUUAUAACAGAAAAAAUAGACUGUAUUUUAUCAAAUAACAUACUUAGUUUACAUUUAUUUGCAUCGAGGUACCGGUAUGCAUGUACGACGUGAACUUUGCGAGUUCGUCACUUAGUCGAUAUCGCACGAUAAAAUCGCAGUGAGCAUUUCCAAUACGCCGCAAACGCGUAAAUCUUCGUAACAAUACAAAAAUUAUUAUGCUCGUUAGCUAAUUGAUUAUUAUCCGUGAUACUUUUCGUCAUCUAAAUUGCAUUAGUAACUCUAUAUCCCUUACAACGAAACAACCAUCCUCCUCUACAAUUUCUUAAUGCACUAAUUAACAGACGAUAACAUGCGUAAUAAGUUGCAUUGGCACCUUUGUAUAGAGUAAUUACGAAAUAAUAAUAAUAAAAAAAGAUUUAAGUCUCGCAAAAUGUCUAAGGUCGCGGGAUCUCAAACGUAUUAGUAUAAAAAAUCUACUUGCUACUCCUCCCUUAUCGUAGUACUCGCGCUACAAAGUGAUAAAGUAUUUCUUUCUCGCGGAAUUUAACUAUAUCUGUUUUCUUGCUCAAACACUUACCCCGUAAAUAUGGUCUAUUGGCACGUGAUUAAUUAAUUAAGGUACUCGUUUCAAGUUCCCUUCUCUUACGAAAUUGCUUAAGGUUUCCUUUUCUUGCGGAAUUCUUUAUAUUAUAAAACUUAGCGCGUCGUUGUUAAUUCCUCGCGAUAACAACGACGUCGUUUCGUCUUACUCACGAUAAAUCAUAAACAUGUUGAAGGCUUACAGAAGCAAAAGAGUCACGUUUAAUGCGGACGAGAAUUAUGAAAUCAACGAGUAAUCGUGACAGCUACUAUAUACACAAUUAAAGUUCUACACUUCUUACUUUUAAUGUGGCACGUAUGUCGAAAACGGCAGACGUUUUCGUAAAUUGUACUAAAUGAGCAACACAUAAUCGUAUUCGGUAUUUACAUAAUCUCUUUAUCCCGUCGUUUGCUCGCGAAUUCCGCUCUUAACUCGUAGUAUGUAUCACCGUAUAAAACACCUUAUCAAAAUUUGACUUGUCGAUUUAACUCUAAUUUUCUAACUCAAUCGUGUGCGACCUAUAAAUCACAAUAGAAAUUUCGCGAGUGCUCAACAUCUUCGCAUUCGUCCGAAGAAUCCGCUUCUAAAUGCUGCGGACCGAAAAUGUCCAUAAUCUCAUAAUAUUUGGCCACUACGAUUGUGCGAUUACACAAGCUUCCCUUCAUUUAUGCGUAUAUUCUUCUCGCAAAUUGCUGAACCGAUAUGUUUCACACGCGUAUGAUUAUGACGCAAUAGCGUAUAGUUAGAUACAUCUACAAAAUCGCAAAAAAUAUAGACAUCUUCGUGAAUUUUUCCCGUCGAAUGCACCGCGGAGUCAAAAAUAUCGAGUAGUCGCGCGUUGCUGUGCGCGCAAUAUACAAUAACGCAGUAACAAUAAUCUUACAUUAUUAAAACAUAAAAAACAACAUGCCUGUACCUAAAAGAAAAGAAAAGGAUAUCGGGGCGAACCUCCCUCCUCCU
Dinoponera quadriceps is the source of this 2506-nucleotide messenger RNA. RefSeq lists its product as uncharacterized. The coding region runs from base 194 to 559 and encodes 121 amino acids. The transcript has 2 exons. The record is from RefSeq and is a predicted model, not a curated record. Lineage: Eukaryota; Metazoa; Arthropoda; Insecta; Hymenoptera; Formicidae.